Messenger RNA from Amyelois transitella, 1268 nucleotides. RefSeq names its product prothoracicostatic peptides-like (gene PTSP). Lineage: Eukaryota; Metazoa; Arthropoda; Insecta; Lepidoptera; Pyralidae. The transcript is spliced from 7 exons. The record is from RefSeq and is a predicted model, not a curated record. Bases 55 to 924 code for a protein of 289 amino acids.
UCACUCUGGGGCAUUGUCAAAGGUCCCGAAAAGUUUACGUCGAGUGUCAUCACGAUGCGUUGCUGCGUAGCCGCACUAUGGCUGUCGGCGCUGACCACGCUGGCGGUGGCGGCCGGGGAGGAGCCCAGUCACGAACCCGCCGUACAGACGGAUAACGAUGUCGAACUCACAGAAGAAGACAAGCGCGCGUGGUCAAGUUUACACGGCGGUUGGGGCAAAAGGGGAUGGCAGGACUUAAAUUCAGCGUGGGGUAAACGCGCCUGGGAAGACCUCAACUCGGCCUGGGGUAAAAGAGGCUGGCAGGACCUUAACUCAGCUUGGGGUAAAAGGGGAUGGCAGGACUUAAAUUCAGCGUGGGGUAAAAGGGGAUGGCAAGAUCUUAACUCAGCUUGGGGCAAGCGCGCUUGGAGUGAUUUGUCGCAAACUCCUUGGGGUAAACGGGGCUGGAAUGAUAUGAGUUCUGCGUGGGGUAAACGAGGCUGGAAUGACAUGAGUUCUGCUUGGGGUAAGCGUGGGUGGAAUGACAUGAGCUCGGCGUGGGGUAAAAGGGGCUGGCAAGACAUGAGCUCUGCUUGGGGAAAACGUGCACCGGAAAAAUGGGCAAACUUCCACGGAUCAUGGGGUAAGCGGGCUAACACUGAGACCGACUAUGAGGACCUGGAAGCGGCUAUCGAACAACUAAUUCCCUCACAACAGGUUGACAGCGCGGAGCAGGCAGCGAUAGAAAUUCCGGAGAAGAAGGCGUGGCAGGCGUUACACGGCGCGUGGGGCAAGCGGCCCGUCAAGCCGGCUCACUACAACAGCGGAGCGUAUUACUGGAAACGGGAGCCCGGCUGGACGAACCUGAGAGGGAUGUGGGGCAAACGGUCUCCGGCGCCGGACAGGGACGACCACGAAAGUGACCCAUCGCGGGACGAGCCUUAGACCUGCGCGACCACCAACAACCGUCAUAUCUCAGGAGCGCCAUCUGUCGUCCACCCGCCACAACUAUCAACGCUCUAUAACUCCUCCUCCUACCCGCAACUCAUCUCACUCCCAACCGGUGAAGUGACUUGCAAACCAGCGUACGAGUUUCUAUCGAAUCGGUGAAACAUUAACUAAAUCCCGUUUACGUACAAAAACCUAACUUAUGUCACCUUCUAGUGUUAAAUUUAAAUUAUAACAUAAGAUGUUUAUUUUUAUGAUAUUUGAUAUACAUAACGUGUUAGGGUACAUUUGGGCUGGUGUGACUAUGUAUUUUAACGUUAGUUAGUUGAAUUAAUUAAUAA